ACCACACAGAGUGUAAGUAAAUCUCCUUCUCGUCAGGAUGUCAGUUGUGCGAAGAAAGUUUGGGGAUGACUAUCAGGCAGUGGUGGCUGCACCAUCGCAUCGGAAACGGCAGCGCUUUGUAGACAAGAACGGCCGCUGUAAUGUCCAGCAUGGCAACCUGGGCAGUGAGAACAGUCGCUACCUUUCCGACCUCUUCACCACCCUAGUAGACCUCAAGUGGCGUUGGAACCUUCUAAUUUUCUUGCUGACCUACACUGUUGCUUGGCUGGUGAUGGCCUCCAUGUGGUGGGGAAUUGCUUAUUUGCGUGGGGACCUAGAUAUACACCAGGGCCCCGGUUCAGGACAUAACCCAUGUGUAGCUAAUGUCUACAACUUUCCCUCAGCCUUCCUCUUCUUCAUUGAGACAGAAGCCACCAUUGGCUAUGGUCAUCGCUACAUUACUGAGCGUUGCCCAGAAGGAAUUGUGCUUUUUCUGUUCCAGUCACUGCUGGGCUCUGUGGUAGAUGCCUUCCUCAUCGGAUGCAUGUUCAUCAAAAUGUCCCAACCCAAGAAACGUGCUGAAACUCUAAUGUUUAGCCGUGCUGCUGUCAUCUCACAGCGAGAUGGAAAACUCUGCCUUAUGUUUCGGGUGGGCAACCUCCGCAACAGCCACAUGGUCUCAGCCCAGAUCCGUUGCAAACUCAUUAAGUCACGACAGACACCAGAAGGUGAAUUCUUGCCACUAGACCAAUGCGAGCUUGAUGUUGGAUUUGGAACUGGGGCCGACCAACUGUUCCUCGUUUCUCCUCUAACCAUCUGUCAUGAAAUCAGUGAUAAGAGUCCUUUUUUUGCCCUCUCACAAAGAUCCCUAAGGAGCGAGCAGUUUGAAAUUGUCGUAAUCCUUGAAGGCAUUGUUGAAACCACGGGAAUGACUUGCCAAGCCAGAACCUCUUAUACAGAAGAUGAAGUCCUCUGGGGCCACAGGUUCCUCCCUGUGAUGUCGCUGGAAGAUGGCUUUUUCCGUGUGGAUUAUUCUCAGUUUCAUGGCACUUUUGAAGUUUCAACUCCUCCCUAUAGUGUGAAGGAGCAAGAAGAGAAUUUGGCUCUCCCAUCACCUCUGAACACCCCUACUGGGAGUCAUAGGAGUCGACGGGAAAAGAUCUCCUCUCUUGACUGUCUUGAAUUUUUUGAAGAGAAAAGCAGCCAUCUUCCCAUCAAGUUUCAGAAGAUUUGUUCUGGGAAGGGAGAUAUCCAGAGAGUGUAUGCAAGUUUCCACAGCUGGGGAAUAAGCCAGUCUCCUCCGAGAGGCGCCCUUGAGAUGGGUGAGAUGAGAUUCCUGUCGUUAUUUUCAUGAGUGUUCUGGAAGAUGCUGAGCUGACAAAAGUUGGAUUUGGGAAUGACUGUAUGAACUCUUUUUCCUGGGUGUGAAGUUUCUUCCUUUGGGAGAUUCCUCAUAAUUUCAGCCUUUGAACUUUUCAGAGGUAAUGGUCUGAUUUGGGUGUUCAGGUUAAAUUAGGAAAGUGUGGAGAUUCUUUUGAAGGGGGUCUCAGUUCCUAGUGACUAUGUGGAAUCAUCUUUGACCUCAUGUGGAAGUGGUUUUCCUGUUGCUUCCAACUGGGAUUUUUUGGACCUCCUAGUCUAGCCUUCCCGGUCUUGGGCAUCCCUCAUGAUAUUUCAUCCAACGAUGAACAAGUCUCUCCCUGCAUAGCUUUUCUGAGAUGAGCCAACAUCAAUUAGGAGCUGCCAUCUGCUAAGGGCUAAGUGCAUAUAAACCUCAAUAAAGGGUCAGGAUUCCAGUGGUGAGGGGGCAUAAGAAUCACUCAACUUUAUUUCAUUCAUCCAAAGGCAGACCUCUGAGUCUUGCUGAUCAUUCCGAAUUAGGUAGCACCAGCCAAAGUCAUCUCACAGAAAGAUUUUCCUGUGAUGGGAAUUACAUGGCAGACUCAGAUAAUGUCAAAUAAAGUCAGUUUUUAUCCUUUCCCAAAGGGGCAAAUGAUUUCCAAAAAGAGUGACCUUGUUUGUCUCAAUCAGUGUAAAAUAAUUGAUGUGGAAUCCCAGGAUGGCCAUAGGGCAGUGUUUCUCAACCUUGACAAUUUUAAGGCAUGUGGACUCCAACUCCCAGAAUUCUGGAAGUUGCAGUCCACAUGCCUUAAAAUUGUCAAGGUUGAGAAAUACUGCCAUAGGGGAAGAAAUUGUUUCUUUUGGAACCCAGCCAGCAAAGGUUACAGAAAAAAAAUGCAAAAAUGCCUCCAGAACUUCUAAUGUUAACUGAUUUUAAUUGUGUCAAAGUGGAAAAGUUACUACAUGAAUGAAAUUGAUCAUACUAUCUGUACUGAAUUAAUUUAAUUUCCAUUCAAUUUAAAUUCAAUUUAAGCUCCACCCAGUCUGAGGCUCCUUUUUUCAUAUGCCACCCAAAAGAGAAGGGUGGUCUGAAAAUACUUCUAAAUUCUUGAAAUAGAAGUGGAUUUUCCAUUUCCUCCAUUCCAUUAUUCUAUUCUAUUCUAUUCUAUUCUAUUCUAUUCUAUUCUAUUCUAUUCUAUUCUAUUCUAUUCUCUAUACUCUAUACUCUACUUCUCUAUACUCUAUACUCUAUACUUCUACUCUAUUCUUCUUGCAUUUAACUUUUCUAUUCCAUUACUACUAACAAAAAGGGAAAUACUCUACUUGCAGAAUUGCCAUAGCUGCCAUCCUAUUUAGCCAUUUAGUAGAAUGAAAAUGCUUGGGAUUCAAAAAACCAAAAACAAUUUCAGCCAGAGACCAAACAAAAUCAUAGGAAGUGAAGCAACAGGGAAGGAAUUCUUCAUCACAGACCACCAGAGAGGUCUCUGCAGCAUUCCCUUGAGAAACAUAACAUUUGCCCUAAAGUGACUUUUAUGUAUGUACUUAAAUAAUUAUCCCACCUAAGGGGCUGGUGCAAACCCAUCUGGCAAGCUAUAGAGUCAAGGGAGGAUGUGAGCUUCGUCCACCUUGUUUCAAGGCAGGCCAGCUUCAACCCCUGCACCUGGUCACUGCAUGUCUCUUCCAUUCUCAUGAAAAUUGGUUGAGGUAGAUGAGGAGGGGGAAAUUUGGGUCCUAAAUGCCCCUCAUAAAUCACUGGUAGAUUGGGGGUGUGAUUUUGCCUCUCCCAAAAGAAAAUAAAUGUCCAUAACUAAGAACUUCCCCAAUGUUAUGCCCAUCAGCUGGGUUAAGCUUAUAAGUCUCACCAUCUUUAGCCAGCAAACAAACUGCUGGGUUGAUUGCAAAUGAUGGGAGCUGGUGGACUUUGAGAGUCCUUUUCUUGGAUUAAGCUGGGUUAUUUCAUCAGAGGCACCAUCUACAGGCCCUGGAUCAGGUAAAAAGAUCAAGAUAAGUCUGUGUGUGUGUUUGAAGCCCAAUCCUUUUCCUUGCAAAACAAGGAAAAGCAAGAGGAUGUGGCAAUUAUACAUUUAACUGACAGGCACGAGGCUAGCUUGAAGAAACAAGGGCAUCCAUAGGGACUCAAAAAGGUCAAGAGGGCAGCUGCAUGGGGGAAAAAAACAAGACAGAGUUUUGAUUGGGCAGCCGUGUCAUCUUGAUGA
This is a messenger RNA of Crotalus tigris (Tiger rattlesnake), 3536 nucleotides long. Its product is annotated as G protein-activated inward rectifier potassium channel 1-like. Gene Ontology annotation, molecular function: G-protein activated inward rectifier potassium channel activity. The record is from RefSeq and is a predicted model, not a curated record. Gene Ontology annotation, biological process: potassium ion import across plasma membrane; regulation of monoatomic ion transmembrane transport. The transcript has 4 exons. Gene Ontology annotation, cellular component: plasma membrane. NCBI's taxonomy places the organism in Eukaryota, Metazoa, Chordata, Lepidosauria, Squamata, Viperidae. The coding region runs from base 38 to 1333 and encodes 431 amino acids.